Molecule: messenger RNA, 4272 nt
Organism: Mesorhabditis belari
Lineage: Eukaryota; Metazoa; Nematoda; Chromadorea; Rhabditida; Rhabditidae
Source: the annotation of a GenBank genome assembly
AUGGGAGGCCACUUCGUGGAUACGGAUGAAGGAGGCAAAUUCCGAGAAGUGAAGGCAGAAAUCAGUCAACUUUCUGGUGGGACUCUUCAGUUAUUCGUCGCAGAAUCAAUCGGAAGUGGCUGUGCCUCAACAAGAGAACUCGAAAAUGGAAGUUUCACAGCACCGCCGGCAGAUCCCUUUUCUUUUGACGCCUACUGUAUUGAGUUAAUCUGGAAUGUCAGCAAUCCACCCAACGAGCAGAUCGGCUUCUUGAUGGCUUUAGAAACAGAACCAGAACCAAGAGUUUUUGCGUUGACCGAAGAAACGCCGUCGUUUGCGAUUCACGGGAAACGUUUACUAACGUUUACGAUAAUCAAAAUAACAUUCAACGCGAAAGCUGAAUAUGCUGUUUCUUUUCGAGUCUCCAGUUGGGUGGACGAAACAAGAAAAGUGCUUCUAAUUUUCAACAGAAAGAUAGACACCCCAUCAGGCGCAAUACGCUAUCUUGUCGUCGUGGAGGAGAAUGUUGUCGCAACGAUUGUGGCAGAUCCUGCAACGCAAUAUUUUUGGAACACUCCACGGGUAGCGAUGCGACCAAUCGGCAGAGUUUCUAAUUCAGAUGAUUGCGUAGUUUUUCAGAAACAACUGAACUGCUUCGGCAGCACAACGACCUUUAAAACGUAUGCAGGGGCCGAUCCGGGGCUUCAUCCAGCCGAGAAACAUCAUUUGAUUGAUGGAAGAUAUCCUUCACUUCUCAUCGAUUCCACAUCUACCGCCACCACUCUUUUCACCGAGCAACAAUGCGCGUUUUGCCUCGAGUUCCAGAAAAACCCUCUACUAAAUUAUAUUGUAGACGAGAUGUCCCUAUGGACAUCGGCCUAUUUCCCGUGGAUUUUCGACAAACCGGAACGAAUCGCUUUGAGCUCAUUGCCAUUAGUAUCUUAUGACUCUCUGAACAGUGAUAAAGCCAAAUCGCUCGACUUGCAAUUCAAACAAGUCGAAGGUGGUGUUGCCCAAGUGAUGGGCUUCAGAUCUGAGCCGACCCUAGAUUGUAUGCUUCGGGAUUACGAAAUAAAACCACCGAUCCAGAUUAUGAAUGUCACUCAAACGAAUUUCACUCAACUUGGCAGCUUCGAACGCGUCGAGCUCCAGUGUAUCAGAUUAUACUUUUCCCCCGAUCAGCCGCUUGCAGAGGAUUAUGGCUUUAUGAUGGUGGUGAAGGAACUGAAAUUAAACAGCUAUGAAUUGAACGAGACGAAUCCAUCAUUCGCCAUCCAUGGAGCACGACUUCGAGGAUUAGAUGCCAUUCUGGUGGACUCAUCCGAGAAUGUCGAUUUUCUUGUCGAUCUCACACAAAUCAAUUGCAAAUUGGAUGAGAUGUCAAAGGUCUGUUCCGAUCCGUUCCCAUUCAAUCUUUGGCUGUCUGGGGACUCAAAUUCUACGAAUUUAAUGGCUAUGGAUAGUCGAAGAAUUGAAUUUGCUCCGAUUAAUGACGACGGACCGUCGAGCUAUUUCUACACGACCCUCUUCAAUUUCACUAAUAUAACGCAGCUCCGAAUCUCUCAUAUCAUCGACGCGGAUACCACCGAUUACGCGGUUUCGAUUAGAGUCGCUCAAUGGACUGAUCCGACAAAAAAGAUCCUCGUCAUUCCGGGGAUGAAAGAGCAAGAUGCUUUGUACAAUGUGUUGGUGGAAGAGGGUUUGAUUGCGACGCUCGUCGUUCAUCCAGAUAAUUACAAACGGACCGACACAUUCUAUGGACCACUUAUGACAAUGCAGGUUGUUGAUCCAGCCUCGAAACUGUGCCCCCAUUUUCAGAAAAGCAUCACGUGCACAAAUGAUACCGUUUUCUCGUACUUUGCUGGUGCCGAUCCUGGGAUCCAAACGAAUUCUUUUCAUCAAUUAAUCAACGACACAUCACAGAGCCUUGCUGUGUACUCGACCUCGACUGCGGCGACGCUUUUCACGAAAGACAAUGCAUGUAGCUUUUGCCUUCAAUUCGACAUGAGAAGUCCAGGGUCAUCGGAUUCCAUUUUGGACCUCGAAGGCUUCACCAUCUGGAUGCAUCCCUUCUAUCCGUGGAUACGUGACUCAAGCGAGAGAAAAGAGAGCUUUGAUGAGGGGAAAAUGUCCGGGAUACCCGGAGAAAUUUAUAGAGGAAACAAAUCGUGGAGUGUGGGCUUCACGGUGCGCAUGCAACGAAUUGCUGGAGUUCGAGUGGAGAUCACCGCUUAUGAUUCGGAAAAUUGUGACGGAAAUGGGAAAGCAACGUUUCAAAAGGACACUAAUGCUACUGGCACAACCUGGAGCUUCAGCGCCAAAUGUAUUUGGUUGUGGUGGAAUGCGAUUGGGUCCUACACGGAUGAGAGCGCAAAAUCAAAGUCAGUUUACGUCGAGGCUGCGGAGAAUUCUUCACUGAGUUUGGAGUUUGUGUAUGCCUGCAUGAAAGAAGAGACAGGAAUGUGUAUACAUAGUCUGCCUUUUUAUUUGAAUCAGGAGAACGCCGUUAUUGUGUGCAACGAAAGUUUUUCCAUCACUUCCGGUCACAUCAUGAGCUGUAAAACGGAUACUAUUGGUUCGAGUUUGGAGCUCCUUUGGGACAUCGGAGUAGAGCAACCACUUUUCUUUGGGACUAGCGGAGCAUUUCUCGUCUCAAUCACUCAAUAUAUAGCGGAUCAACAGAUAAUAACUCUGCCGGGUGGAUUUGAAGAGAUUCGCGUAAAUGCUACCAAAACUCCGAUAUGGAUCACUUUAAUUUUUGAUGGCAAUCCACAAAUUUUGACAAAACUCUACUCGGAACCGAUCAAAACUGCAUGCCAAUAUGAUCUUAUGCUUCUAUCAUAUCGUCCGAAGCCCACUGAUCCCGCCUAUCAUCUGAUGACGUUCAGUGAAUCGGUGCCAUUUUACGAACAAUACCUCCUCAACAGGGUCUACACUGUGAAAAUCCCGGUCGGCUGCUCACCGAGAUUAGCCGUAGCGCAGAGGAUUGAGAAAGAUUUCAACAUUGACGAUGAGGUAGAUAAAUUCAAUGAGAGAAUUGAUAACUCGUCUAACAUGACACUGGCCAAUAUCACUAAUUUUAACCUGAGCUGGACUCCGUACAACGUCACUCAACAUCAAGGCGCUCUUGUUAUGAUUCAAAUUGAGAAAGCGUCCGAUGGAAAUGUUGUGGAAAGAGGAAGCUCUAAACAAUUCGUCAAGUUUCGUAAAAUGUUUAACCAUGGCUUGCUCCUUGGACACUUUCGUGACAACAUGGAUGGAAAUCAAGAAUACACUCCCUCACAAGUCGACGAGAUAUGGGAGGUAUCGGCAAGGAGUUUGCUCGUUUUCGAUGAGAAGCUGGGCACCGGCGCGUACGCGGUCGUCUAUCGAGGAUACCUCAAAGAGAUGCCACCAGUCGUCAAGAUCUAUCCAUCACUGCAGGUCUCGUUCUUCCUUAAAAACGAUGGAAACGAUGUGGCGGUGAAGUCUCCGCAUGAACAAGCGACACGCGCAGACAGAGAAGAGUUCUUGGCGGAGAUCGAAUUUAUGAAACAGUUGCCCUUCCAUCCGCAUCUUCUCUCGCUUGUCGGCUGCUCGACCAAUCCCGAAUAUCCGUUGAUUGUGACGGGCAUCUGUGAACUCGGCGCUUUACUCUCACUCCUCCGACAAAUGGAUCCGGAACAUUCGGAACAUCAAGAGUCGCCUCUCAAAUUCGACGAUCUAGUCCCAAUUGGUUGGCAAAUCAGUGACGCGCUGGUCUUCCUCUCAGCCAAAGAGAUUGUUCAUCGAGAUGUGGCCGCCAGAAAUGUGCUCGUCACAAAAACAAAAACGGCUAAGCUCUCCGAUUUCGGACUUUGUCGCUUCCAAAAAGACCUGGUACCAGGAAUGCGUGAUGGAAAGUUUCCGCUCAAAUGGAUGGCGCCCGAAGCAAUCGAGUCUGCCGAUUUCUCGACGGAGAGCGAUGUUUGGUCAUUUGGUGUUCUCCUCUACGAGAUGUACAGUUUUGGGGAAUCGCCGUGGUCUGACGUGGAACCAGAAGACUUAUUACCUGCAUUCAAAAGAGGCCAGCGACUAGCGAUUUCAUCAACAGCUCCCGCUUUGAUUCAGAAAGUGUCCGCGUCUUGUUGGGAGAAGUCCACCAGCGAUCGGCCUCAAUUCGAAGAUAUUCGAGGGCAAUUUUAUAAGGAGAUGGAGAGCCACUCGGAAUUGUACGGCUAUUUGGAUGUCAGCAAGCGGUACUAUCCUCUUCCGACGACUACUUUUGAGCCGAUUGAGAAUUUGUCGGAUCCCUGCCCGGAUGAUGCGACAUUU